AUGACAGUAAACAUAAUACGACAUAUUCAAUACUUUAACAAGAUUGGAAAUUGUAUUUUAAAGACCAAAAGAUUCUAUUCGGUCAAUUCGAUUACGCAACCUACAAUCUAUGCUUUAUCCACAAAAUUUGGAACAUCUGCCAUAGGCGUAGUUAGGGUGUCAGGACCACAAUCUACUUAUGUAUUCGAUAAACUCACGAAAUCCAAAAGAAUUCCAGAUCCUCGUAAGGCUACCGUGAAGAAAUUAUAUUCGCCAACUAGUGGUAUUCUUCUCGAUGAAGCUUUAACCAUAUUUUUUGAGCUGCCAAAUUCAUAUACUGGAGAAAACCUUCUUGAGUUUCACCUUCAUGGAGGAGUAGCUAUAAUAAGAUCUGUUAUAAAGGCAAUUAAAGACUUGCAUGAACCGUCAAAAGGAAUAUAUCUUAGAUAUGCGGAGCAUGGAGAGUUUUCUAGAAGGGCAUUUAUUAAUGGCAAGUUUGAUUUAACGGAAAUUGAAGGCAUAAGAGACGUCAUAAACGCUGAAACAGAGUCACAAAGGAUUGCAGCCUUGGUAUCAUCAACCGGAGGCACUAAGCAAUUAUUUCACAAAUGGAGGGAACAGAUAGUCCAAAAUAUUGCCUUAAUGACAACUGUAAUUGACUUUGGGGAAGACCAUGAUAUUGAAGAAGUUGAUGCAUUGUUUGAAAUGGUGAGUUGUAAUAUAACUAAAUUAUCCGAAGAAAUGAAGGCCUAUUUAAGAAAGGUUCAAGGUUCUGAGAUUUUGCUAAAAGGUAUAAAACUAACAUUGGUAGGACCUCCUAACGCUGGGAAAUCUUCCUUGUUGAAUUUCCUUGCCAACAAAGAUGCAGCAAUUGUAAGUGAAAUAGCUGGUACUACCAGAGAUAUCAUUGACAUUCCUUUGGAUAUUAAUGGUUAUAAGGUUGUUGUUGGAGAUACAGCUGGGAUAAGAUCACUAUCGACAGCGAACCCUAUUGAGGAAGAAGGUAUAAAAAGAGCAAAGAAUAAAUCAUUGCUCGGAGAUUUUGUGCUCUUAGUUUUACCUGUGGACCAGUUCGAUGAAAUAGGCGAUCUUGUUGACCACAUUGACUUACUUAAGAAAGAAAAUAAGAAGUUUUUAGUGGUUUUGAAUAAAGAAGAUCUUUUAAAUGGGCCCAAUCAACGAGAAACUAUACUCAAGAAGUAUAGCUCAAUUCUCGAUCUACCGAAGAGCAAGUUCUUUUUCGUUUCUAGUAUUACAGGUCGUGGUAUACCUGGAUUAACAGAAGCAAUAACUACCGAAUUCAAAUCACUUGCAUUGAGUUCUGAAUCAGAUCCUAUAGUUGUUUCAAAUCGAAUUCAGGACUUGAUAGAAAAUGACAUCCUUCAUGGGUUUAAUCAGUUUUUUAUUUGGAAGAAAGAAGAUGACAUAGUCUUAGCAUCUGAGUGCUUAAAACAGUCUAUAGAAGGUAUCGGUAAGAUAACUGGAGAAGGUGUUGGUGUUGAAGAAAUUUUGGGUGUAGUCUUUUCCAGUUUUUGUAUAGGGAAGUAA
Priceomyces carsonii is the source of this 1527-nucleotide messenger RNA. RefSeq lists its product as uncharacterized. The record is from RefSeq and is a predicted model, not a curated record. Gene Ontology annotation, biological process: tRNA methylation; tRNA wobble uridine modification. NCBI's taxonomy places the organism in Eukaryota, Fungi, Ascomycota, Pichiomycetes, Serinales, Debaryomycetaceae. Gene Ontology annotation, molecular function: protein binding; GTP binding; GTPase activity. The transcript has a single exon. Bases 1 to 1527 code for a protein of 508 amino acids. Gene Ontology annotation, cellular component: cytoplasm; mitochondrion.